AUCCUCACGUGGUCCAGGCCUCCCUGCAGCCAAUCAGAUCCCGGCGUUUAUUUCCCGCCUUUUCCAGUCCGAAGGCCAUGCUUCUUUCCAUGUGCCUGGUCCACGGCCUACGUUUCCCAGCUUGACUCGUAGACAUGAAUGAUGAUGGUAUGGAUGAAAGCAAUCCUGUCGACAGGCCUGACAAUAGGCCUAUUUCGUCGAGCGACGAGGCCCCUGAGGAACCAUCAGUGCACGCGAACGGAGAUGCUUCACACUCAGACCUGACUCAAAACGACUCCAUGCUCGAAGAAGCACCGGACCCCACUGACGAACCCAACGAACAGGAUGAAGAAGGAAUUCCCUCGCCCGAAGAAAGCACGGAGCGCAUCACCCGCCUCCCUCUUUCCCGGAUCAAGCACAUGAUCCGCACGGAUCCGGAUAUCCAGUUGGCCAGUCAGGAUGCUGUCUUUUUGGUCGCCAAGGCAACUGAGAUGUUUAUUGGUGUGCUGAUGAAGGAAACUUACAAUGUUACCAAACGAAGCAAGAAGAAAACUGUACAAAAGCAGCACAUGGAGGAGUCCAUCAAGACAUCCGAAUGCCUGGAAUUCCUCGAUGGUGCCCUAGAAGGCCUUUUAUAAAUGGUGACUUUCAGAUGAACUGUGAUAGCAUGACUGUAAAUCCUCAUCAGUACAGCAUACAGUGUGAACAAAGAGCCAAAUCCAUUCCUCUGCUGUGGUUCUGGAACACUUCUGUAGGGAUGGUGGUUAGAUACAAAUAAAAUAUGAAUUUCAUG
Molecule: messenger RNA, 772 nt
Organism: Darwinula stevensoni
Lineage: Eukaryota; Metazoa; Arthropoda; Ostracoda; Podocopida; Darwinulidae
Source: the annotation of a GenBank genome assembly